AUUCACGAAGGCGUAAUUCAUCAAGGUACUCGCCCGAGGAACUCGAAGUCGAGGGUAUAAAAGGGGCAAGCAUACCAAACACCAGAGCAUUAUCUAGGUCCCUGUCCUGGUCUUAGCUCCUUCUUGGCCUGUCCCCCACUGCAAGAUGAAGGGUCUGCAAUUCGUCUGCCUCUGCUUCAUGGUUGCCGGAAUCCUCGCCCAGGACGGGCACCGACGAACUGGAGCCAAACGCAAACACAAGGGCGGAGGCAACCGCUUCCUGGGAGGGGGAGGUGGCUUCGACGGAGGAUUUGGAGGAGGAGGAGGCUUUGGGGAAGCAGACUUUGUAAGUGGAGGAUUUGGUGGAGGAGGAGGAGGAGCAGGAUUUGGAGGAGAUCUGGGUGGACUAGGAGGUGGCCUCGGAGGUGGACUCGGAGGUGGACUCGGAGGUGCCAUUGGAGGCUCCGCAACCUGCAGGUACUGGUGCCGUACGCCCGAGGGUCAAGCUUACUGCUGCGAGGGCGCCGCGGAGCCAGAGGGAGCCGUUGGAGUCAAGCCCGGCUACUGCCCGCCCGUGCGACCUGUCUGCCCUCCUGUGAGGAGCUUCGCCCCUCCGCAGACCUGCUCCAACGACUACAGAUGCGGCGGUAUCGACAAGUGCUGCUUCGACACCUGCCUUCAAGAACACGUGUGCAAACCUCCACAGGGAUCGAGUGGUUUCGGGCGUUAAUGAUGUAAACUCAAAUAAAUUCAUUGUAUCCUA
Molecule: messenger RNA, 742 nt
Organism: Macrobrachium nipponense
Lineage: Eukaryota; Metazoa; Arthropoda; Malacostraca; Decapoda; Palaemonidae
Exons: 2
Coding region: 146-709 (187 amino acids)
Cellular component (GO): extracellular region
Molecular function (GO): peptidase inhibitor activity
Source: RefSeq, a predicted model, not a curated record